Gadus morhua (Atlantic cod) is the source of this 1661-nucleotide messenger RNA. RefSeq lists its product as uncharacterized. The record is from RefSeq and is a predicted model, not a curated record. The coding region runs from base 373 to 1431 and encodes 352 amino acids. NCBI's taxonomy places the organism in Eukaryota, Metazoa, Chordata, Actinopteri, Gadiformes, Gadidae. The transcript is spliced from 4 exons.
CAAGGUGUUUUUUUAAAAAACAAUAUAAGGACCAUCUAGAGUAGGACUAGCACUCCACUGUCUAGCUGGGGGUUUGUAUUUAGUACUUGUGUUAUUCUGCUGCAAUCUUUUUUUUGCCAUGGCCCUUGUCAGCCUUUUAAGGGUUUAUUGGAUUUGCCUUUUCCUGUUUAGCAGUGGGACUUCUGCUCCAUUAAAUAGAAGUGGUAUGGAAUUCACUGUUGAAUCUGUGUUGAAACAUGCUCAUCAUCCAGGGAAGAUGAACUGAACCAAGACUCGUCUAGCCUUGAAUAUCUCGAAGAGCCCAGGGCGCCGAGAGCAUCAAGCAGGAAAUCUGGUUCUCUUGACCAAGCUUUGUCCCUUUGGGCCUCUGGCAUGUACAAGCAGGGCUCCAUACCUUCAUAUUAUCUUGCGCUCCAGGACCCUGAUAAACCCCUUGAAUAUUUCACCAAACCUCAGGAACUGUCCAUCACCGGGUUGGUGGACCAGAGAGCUUCUUCUGGUGGUCUCAGCGAAGAUGUGCCAGAAAACGAGGGACAUCUCAUUGAGCCCAGGGCCCUCAAGACGUCUCCCGCCAAAGCCUCCCCCUCGGUCUCGAUGUCCAAAGAAGGCUCCAUACUGCCAUUAAAUCCCUUGCAACAGGGCUCCGGUGGAGCAGGUGCGCCCAACCAAGAGGCACCACAGGGAAAGGGAGUGUCUGCAGUUGUAGCCGGUGCUCAUCAACUGAGCUCAGGGACCUCUCAAGAACUCUCUGACUGGACCAGACAAGCCUAUUCACCGAGCAAUGAAGUUGACUCUGAGGUGUCCGCCUUCUACCAGCAGGGUGACGGCUUUGAAGCUCUGCUGCCUCAGUUUGAAGUCUCUGACCUGGAGGAGCCUCAACAAGGCGUCAGUGAGCCCAGGGAACAGAAGAGGUGCCAUUCUCUUAGCCAAGCUUCCGCCUCUUCCUCCAUGUCCAAACAGGGCUCUGGUGGAGCAGGUGUUUGGGAGGUUCCUGAGCUUGAGGCAAAAGAACAAUCGAACUACCUGACCGCCUGGAACAUGGAAGGCUAUUCACCGAGCAAUGAAUAUGACUCUGCGAUGGCAGCCUUCUACCAGCAGGGUGACGGGUCUGAAGUCUCUGACAUGCAGGAGCUUCAACAAGGAGUCAUUGAGCCUUUGGGUGAUGGUUCUGAAGUCUUUGACAUGCAGGAGCUUCAACAAGGAGUCAUUGAGCCUUUGGGUGACGGUUCUAACCACUCUGACAUGCAGGAGCUUCCAUCAGGCGUCAGUGAGCCUUAUCCACCCAGCUUCAUUAUCCAGAUCGGGAGUGGCUACCAACGGUCCAGACUGAGUGCCACCUCAGACAAAUACUCCCUCAACCAAGGUCCUGAGGCAUUUGGGAUUUAUCCUGAAGACUGGGACAACUACCAGUUGCCAAGCUCUAUCAAGUGAUCAUGUAAUGUGAACUCUGAUCAUUUCCCUUGGAAACGCCCUACAAACAUUUCUUGCCGGGUUUUCAAUAAAGUCAUUCAACACAAAGUUUGAGGUCGUAACUCUACCAUGCAGGACUUGUCAUUGUGCCCUUAUGGUCACUAGUAUAUACUUUUUUAGUUCCCUGCUAUAUCUCGGUAUAUCUCCUUUAAGGAAUACCUGUGGUAAUCUUUUGUUCUGUUUGCUACUGU